This is a messenger RNA of Entamoeba invadens IP1, 505 nucleotides long. RefSeq lists its product as hypothetical. The annotation marks the transcript as partial. NCBI's taxonomy places the organism in Eukaryota, Evosea, Mastigamoebida, Endamoebidae. The record is from RefSeq and is a predicted model, not a curated record. The transcript has a single exon.
AUGGCUUUAUCGGGUGAUAGCUCGAGCAAAAAUGAAGAAGAAAAAUAUGUGAUAUUAGUAAGAAUGUGUAAAGGAAGAACAUUCAAAACCUUUCCUUUGGUAACACAAAUAAAAUGUGGUGGUUCUUCUGCUCAAAAAAUUGCAGAUUGGCUCUUUUCGGAAUUGAAUCUACUCAUUUCAAAUUUUCCAUUUGAAAGAAUUGUAAAUAGUUGUUGGGAUGGUGCACUGAAUGUUCAAAAUUCGAUACAAUUUUUCAAUGAUAUAUUAACAGCUUAUAAAGCAGCACCAAAAGAUUUGGUCAGUUGGUUUAACAGCUCUAAUUGGUGUUUUGCACAUUUAACUGCACUUGUUGGUGUUAGUAUGAUGAAAAGUGCAGAGGGUGAAUUAAUUGUUUUAUUCACUAAGUUUUGCUGCCAAAAGAACAACCGUUUGGCUUUAGAAAAAUUCAAAGAGGAUAGCGCGUUGUAUGAUGAAUAUGGAAAGUUAAAAGCAGUUGCAGAAACAA